This is a messenger RNA of Spodoptera littoralis (African cotton leafworm), 2277 nucleotides long. NCBI's taxonomy places the organism in Eukaryota, Metazoa, Arthropoda, Insecta, Lepidoptera, Noctuidae. The record is from the annotation of a GenBank genome assembly.
AUGCCAAAACCAACACUAUUUGAUGAUGAUUCUGAUGAAGAGGUAGCUCUUAAAACAGAAAAUGAGUACGCUAAGAAGUAUGACAAGUGGCGGGAGAAGGAAGAACUUCAUAAACUUGAACAGAAAUACGGCUCCAAAGCAUUGAACAGUGAUGGGUCAGUGUCAUCAGACAGUGAGGAUGAGAGUGACUCCCCUCCGGAGAUCACAGAGGAGAUGGAAACUCAGUUCCUCAAGACACUUGCACUGCUAAAGACAAAGGAUCCGAGGAUCUAUGAUCCCAAGUUUAAGUUCUUUGAUGAAAACCAGAAAAAGGAACCAGAGAAGGAAACCAAGACUAAACAGCUGACUUUUGCUGACAGUGACGACGAUGAUGAUGAUGAUGGCAACAUCUUCAGUGUGGAGAAGAAGGCUGAGGUUGUAGAGGACAACAAGAAAGAGAGGAAAACAUCCGAGACUAAGGAAGGGAAACUGAAAGAGUAUCUAACAGGCCAAGCAGAGCACUUGGAUGAUGCGGUGGAGAAAGACUUGGCGCCACUGAAAGCUCUCUGGUCCGACCCCAAGCUUAAUGAGGGCGAAGCAUUUUUGAGAGAUUAUAUUCUGAAUAAAAAAUAUCUUGAGGAUGGUGAUGUCGGCGAAGCAGAGGACAAGAUCAGGGAUGACGAGGAGUUGGAGGCUGACGAGGCUCGCGUGGAGGAGCAGGGCAAGUUCGAGAGAGCAUACAACUUUAGGUUCGAGGAGCCCGACCAGGAGUAUUUAAAACGUUUCCCGCGCACAAUGAACUACAUCCGUCCGAAAGACGACCGGCGGUCUAAGAAGCGACAAGAGGUGCGCACGCGCAAGGAAGAGGAGAAGAAGAAGAAGAUGGAGGAAAUCGCCAGACUGAAGGCACUCAAGCUGAAAGAGAUACAGGAGAAGAUUGCCAAGAUCAAGGAGGUCACUGGGAAUGAAGAACUGGCGUUCAGGGAAGAGGACUUGGAGAGUGAGUUCGACCCGGAGGAGCACGACAAGCGCAUGCGCGAGAUAUUCGACGAGGAGUACUACGGGGACGCUGACGAACAGAAACCUGUCUUCCCAGACCUCGACGAGGAACUUGAGAUUGAGAACUGGGAGAAAUAUCAGCCAGAACAAGAAGAUGGCUACGAGGGAGAUGACGCUGAUGAAAAUGGACCGCACUGUGAAGACGAAGAUUUUAAUAUGGACGCCGAGUACGACCCAAAGAAAGCACGCGAGAAUCUUCUAGAAGAGGUUAAGAAGACUCUAGGCAAAAAGAAAAGGAAUAGGAAGAAGAAGUCUAAAUUAGCAGAGUUACUGUCUUCUGAGAAACCGAAGUUUGUGCCCACUGUGGUGGACAAAACAUAUGACCAGUAUAUGGAAGAAUAUUAUAAAAUGGAUUGCGAAGACGUGAUUGGCGGAGACCUGCCGACCAGGUUCAAGUACCGGGAAGUCGUGCCAUGCGAUUAUGGACUCACUGUCGAAGAGAUUUUAUUGGCUGAUGACAAGGAGCUGACUCAGUGGGUGCCUCUAAAGAAGAUCUUGAAACACCGCCCUGAGAACGUGGAGAAGGGAGACGCCAGGAACUACGCGCAGAAGGCAGCUGAUGUACGACUCAAGAAGAAAAUACUGCCCAGUCUGUUCAAAGACUUGCCAGAGGACCCAGAGAUAGUAGUACCAAUAGAAGAAACGAAAAAGAAAAAAAAGAAGAAGAAGAAAAAGAACAAAGAAGAUAACACCGAAGGUACCACUACAGAGGCAGCUGAACAAGAGACACCAGCACUUGAGCAAGAUGAAGAGGUUGAACAUAACGAAACAGACAAUUCACCCAGCCCUAAAAAGAAGAAGAAAGACAAGAACAAAAAUAAUUCAGUGCAAGAAUCGAAUGACGAACAUAAAGAAGCAAGUCCAGAAGAGAAUGGAGAAUUAAAACAAAAGAAAAAGAAGAAGAAACAUAAAGAAUUUACUGUUGAAACUGUGGAACACGCUGAACCUAGUCAACUGAGUACUGAAAACAAUGAAGAUGGUAAUAAAGAAAAGAACAUAGAAAAAGUAAAGAAAAAUUUAAAACGGAAAGCUGAUUCCAAUUCUGGGGAGCCUAGCCAAAAGAAAAAUAAAGGCAACAAGAAAGAUUUCAAAAAGAAUUUGAAACAAAAUGAUAAGUUCAAGAAGAAGCAAACCAAUCAGCCCAUGAACCCUCUCACCAACUUAUCAGACGAAAGGUUGAAGGCGUACGGGUUGAAUCCUAAAAAAUAUAAAAACUUCAUGAAGUUCAAGAAAUUUUAA